Messenger RNA from Haplochromis burtoni (Burton's mouthbrooder), 3676 nucleotides. RefSeq names its product LIM domain-containing protein 1. Lineage: Eukaryota; Metazoa; Chordata; Actinopteri; Cichliformes; Cichlidae. The transcript is spliced from 8 exons. The record is from RefSeq and is a predicted model, not a curated record. Gene Ontology annotation, molecular function: transcription corepressor activity. The coding region runs from base 680 to 2614 and encodes 644 amino acids. Gene Ontology annotation, biological process: negative regulation of hippo signaling; regulation of DNA-templated transcription; positive regulation of miRNA-mediated gene silencing. Gene Ontology annotation, cellular component: nucleus; P-body; transcription regulator complex.
UGAUGUAUGGAACAGUUAACAGAAUGGAUGCCUACGAGCUGAGCUAUUUUAAAACCAGAUAUAUGCUAUCUGGUUACAUAAAUAACGCUGAUUAAUGGCUGGUGUGUGGGAAAGCUCUUAUCUUACUUGUCCUACUUGAUUUGAGCGCUGUGCCUUUAAAGGAACAAACUGCUCCGUCAUUAAGUUCCAACUGUCGACCCGGCGGCCACGUACGGCUCGGUGCCCCAGCGGUUCUCCGGCGGUUUGGGUUAACUUCUCUGUUUUUGACUGCUUUUUAGUAGUUUUUCUUUCAGAGGUGCGAAAGACAAAGUUUUUGAAUGAAGCUGUAAAGCAGCAACAGCAAGAGGAGGAGGAGGAGAGGGCGGUUUGUGGGGUCGUCCGGGGGUAUCGGAUCUGGGAUCGGCUCACAUUUAUAACCAGACGGACGGCGGCUUCUUUGGGGCAGAGCUGAGCUUCACGGACGGACAGUUUCACCGAGGAGGACGUGGAGCUCGAACUGUUUAAAGGACGGGGGAAAGGUCGGAAAUAUCAGGCGGGAGGGGGAAAGUUUAUUUUCUUCUCUCAAGACUGCGAGCUGUUGGACUACUGACUGUAAAGUUUGCGGAUAUUUGUGUUUAAGCUAGGCUAGAUACAACUACUUGCAACUUUAUUGAAGCAGAGCCGAUACGCCUUUUUAAAAAUGGAUAAAUACGAGGAUUUAGGGCUCGAGGCGAGCAAGUUUAUCGAGGACCUAAACAUGUAUGAAGCAUCCAGAGAUGGCUUGUUUCGAAUGAGGAGGGAUGCGGGAAAUAACCCCGACUUUGAAGAGACGAGGAAAGUUUUUGCCUCUAAAAUGACUAAAAUACACAUGCAGAAACACCAGGAGGAGAUGGCCAGAAACAACGAGGCCAUUAAAAUGAACGGAGGUCACAGCAGCAUACAUUACACCAAAGACAGACCGCCCAUCAACAGUUACAGACAGCUGAGUGAAGCUGCUGCGAAGCCCCCACUACUAUCUGGCCCUGUGCCGAGCACCGCUGCUGGGAGUCAGUACGCACAGUUUGACGGCCAGAGACACCACACGGGUAUCCAGUCUGAACUUCCUACCGGCAGGGCUUACGAGUACGGAAACAAUUACGACAGUAAGGAGCGCUUGGAGCCCCAUUCAUACCAGCAUACCACCCCUUCCCCGCCUAGCUCUGGAAACCCUUCUCAUGCGCGUCACCCAGUGAGCCAGCCGCCUGCUUGGGCCCCAUCCAGAGACAGCCAGCCUGCCCCAUCUUUGUCUGAGUCUGGGAGCAGCAGUGCAUCCCAGCACCUAUCCCAGGCACCUUCUACCUUCAACAGUCUUCUAUCCCAGCAGAAUCAGGCCAUUUCUUCACCUGUCAAUAGAAGUCCACCAUCUCCUGCUGGGCCAGUUAAAGGGUGGGUCGGAGAGCCCUCUGGCUCAGCAAAACCAGACCUGGCGCCUAUCCUGCCUCUGAGUGCCUUCACAGGAGGAGCUGAAUUGCAUGUGCAGCAGCCCUCCACCAAGCCUGCGUCCCAUUACACGCCACCGCCAAUUUCUAAACCAUCUGCCAGCCAUAAUGGUCCCGUGGCAGCCUCCUCUGUCCUUUCUACAACUUCUGAAACGCUUCAGCCCAAAGCCCAGGUGACAUCUUCUGCUGUAAACCCCAGCAGUGUCUCCAAAAGCAUCAUCCAGGGUCAAGGUCAGAGCCAAAUGCCUGCCUGUGGACAGACCAACAGUGCUGAAGCUGAAGUCCCGGGCUCUUCUAAGCCUGUCCAGCUACCCUGUCAGUCCGUCCUGACACAUCCACCUGAACAAAGUCCUUCAGCAGCUGAAAUAAAAUUAGAAGCCCUCACUAAGCGACUGGAAAAAGAGAUGGAUGCCCAGCCAAAGGCUGACUACUUUGGGCUGUGUGUGAAGUGUAAUAAGGCAGUGCAUGGAGCCAAUCAAGCCUGCCAGGCUAUGGGUAGCCUCUACCAUGACAACUGCUUCACUUGCAGCGCCUGUAGUCGAAGACUGAGAGGGAAAGCUUUCUACUAUGUUGGAGGGAAGGUUUUCUGUGAAGAAGACUUCCUGUAUUCUGGUUUCCAGCAGUCUGCAGACAAGUGCAACGCCUGCGGACACUUGAUCAUGGACAUGAUCCUGCAGGCCCUCGGGAAGUCGUACCACCCAGGCUGUUUCCGCUGUGUCAUCUGUAACGAGAGCCUUGAUGGAGUGCCCUUCACUGUGGACACCGAAAAUAGGAUCUACUGUGUCAAAGACUACCACAGGUGGCGUCCUUGCACCCUAAAUGUUGCCUGUAACCAGCCAAUCCUGCCCUCAGAGGUAAGCUAUCGCUUGCUGUUUUACUUGGAAGGAGAGAGUGGAGCAUUUUCUAGUGAUAUUACCUUCAGUGGUUUGUUUGGGGUUUUUUGUUUUUUCCAGGGGUCUGAUGAAACCAUUCGAGUAGUAUCCAUGGACAAAGACUAUCAUGUUGAAUGUUAUCACUGUGAGGACUGUAAGAUGGAACUGAACGAUGAGGAAGGUCACCGCUGUUACCCGCUGAACGGACACCUUCUCUGCCACUCCUGCCACCUGAAGCACAUCCAGCCCGGCCGCUCCUCUUCAGUCGCUGCCGCCUCCUACUAACAGCGCUCCAGGUGGUGGGAGACACCUGAUGGAUCGGAGAAGGAACUGCAAAAUAUGGACUUCGGGAAUUUAUUUGCAAUUCUUGUUGUAAAGGAUUGAGACGUCCUGAAAUAUAGUUUGAUAUGUAUAUUGACAGGAAUGUCAAUGAAGUGUCCUUUAUGCAGAAUCCAAUAAUGAAGUACUGCAAUGCACCAAAACCCUACUUUAAAUGAAGCAUUGCAUGCAGACUUUCCAGAAGUGUUGUCAUAUUAUAAAUUUUCUUUGUGUAAAUAUGAAAUGCCUUGGUUGUGUAAAUAUCCUAGACUGUGUGCCUUCAACUUUGCCUCCAAACUUCUGCUGUUAAUUUCAACAUUUAGUUACAUCAUAUAAUAACUUAGACACAUCUGUGUCACACGAGAAUAAAUCGAUACUUAAUUCCAGGGGUAUAAGAGACGGGCAUCGUGGCACUGAAAGAAUCCUGAAUUGGAAUCUCUGGAAUGAUUUGGCAAAACCAAAGAUUGGAGUGGAAGUAUAACUCUGAGGGGGAAAUGUGUGUUUGUGUGUUUGUUUGUUUGUUUUUUAACCAUUAUUUUGGGAUAAAUCCUGCUAACAUCAACAACAUCAAUGGGUUUUUUUCUUUUAAAUGUCCCAGUGACCACUGAAAUUAAAGCUAAUUUACAGGAUCCUUCAAAAUAAUUUCCCAAAUGUGUUUUAUCAAGUGAGAGACUUGGUUAUACUGUUAGUCUGUUCUAAGCACAUGGAGAAAUAGAAGUGAGUUUUCUAUGCACCUAUGAGAAUGCUGGUAUUAGAACUGUAGAUCAUUGCAUAUUUUUUUUAUAAAUAUUUAUAUAUACUGUAGGCCUAUAAUCAUUUGUCUGUUUUAUUUUUUGGGCAAUUCCCCUUUAAAUAGUUAUUUCCCUUCCAGAACAUUUUCGGUUUGAUGCUUUUUGCCAUCCAUAUUUUAUUCAUAUACUAACUUAAUGCUUGCUUGCUUGACAUUUGCAGUCCUUAUUUUGUAACCAACUGUGUUCUGUUUGAUUGUUGUAAAGGAAAUAUUUAAUUAAUAAAAUACAACAAGCCAAA